AUGCCAGACCAGAUAACGUCCGUGGUCAAUCAAAUUGGCAAAGUUAAAAUUGCCGAUGCCACGUACAUUCCUAAGCUAGGUUGCGACAAUCAUACACCAGCAGGCUUGUUUGUUCCACAAUCUGAACAGAUCAUAUUAUCAAAUUUGAGACAAGUAGUUGAGAGUUUAGCUAAUGCAGCUACUCCAGUUCAAAUGAGAACACGCUUCUACGAGAAUAAUCCUAUACCUGGAGCUAUAUGGGCAGGUCACCCGCAGAACCCAAUUCUUCAGAACGCUGAUAAGAUAAUGCCAGCAGUAUAUGGUGCGCAACAGUGA
Molecule: messenger RNA, 315 nt
Organism: Brassicogethes aeneus
Lineage: Eukaryota; Metazoa; Arthropoda; Insecta; Coleoptera; Nitidulidae
Source: the annotation of a GenBank genome assembly